CAACUUCACGCGAUAAUAGCUGCGUCUGUCUCCAUAAAGUCAUCCCAAAAGCUUAAGAAAAUACUGGAGAUAAUCUUGGCUCUUGGAAACUACAUGAACAGCAGUAAACGAGGGGCUGUGUAUGGAUUUAAGCUGCAGAGUUUAGACCUGCUCCUCGAGACCAAGUCGACAGACCGAAAGCAGACCCUGCUGCACUACAUUUCCAACGUUGUCAAGGAGAAGUACCAGCACGUGUCCCUCUUCUACAAUGAGCUUCAUUACGUGGAGAAGGCUGCUGCAGUGUCCCUUGAAAACGUCCUCUUGGAUGUGAAGGAGCUGCAGAGAGGCCUGGAUCUGACGAAGCGGGAGUACACCAUGCACGACCACAACACGAUGCUGAAGGAGUUCAUUCAGAACAACGAAGGGAAGCUAAAGAAACUGCAGGAUGAUGCCAAAAUAGCCCAGGAUGCCUUUGAUGAUGCUGUGAAGUACUUCGGAGAGAAUCCCAAGACAACACCCCCCUCUGUCUUCUUCCCGGUGUUUGUCCGGUUUGUGAAGGCCUACAAGCAAGCAGAAGAAGAGAACGAGUUGAGAAAAAAGCAGGAACAGGCCUUAAUGGAAAAACUUAUGGAGCAAGAAGCAUUGAUGGAGCAACAGGACCAAAAGUCUCCCUCACAUAAAACCAAGAGGCAGCAGCAAGAGCUGAUCGCAGAGCUCAGGCGGCGGCAGGUGAAGGACAACAGGCACGUGUACGAAGGGAAGGACGGCGCUAUCGAAGACAUCAUAACAG
Molecule: messenger RNA, 769 nt
Organism: Eurypyga helias (sunbittern)
Lineage: Eukaryota; Metazoa; Chordata; Aves; Eurypygiformes; Eurypygidae
Product: formin-like protein 2
Exons: 7
Biological process (GO): cortical actin cytoskeleton organization; cell migration; regulation of cell shape
Cellular component (GO): cytosol
Molecular function (GO): actin filament binding
Source: RefSeq, a predicted model, not a curated record